Brenthis ino (lesser marbled fritillary) is the source of this 981-nucleotide messenger RNA. NCBI's taxonomy places the organism in Eukaryota, Metazoa, Arthropoda, Insecta, Lepidoptera, Nymphalidae. The record is from the annotation of a GenBank genome assembly.
AUGUGUGUUGCAGUGCUAUCGUGCGGCGAGACGGGUGCGGGCGGCGGCGCGGGCGGCGGGCGCGCGCGCCGCUACGUGGGGCUCUACACCGGGCCCUACUUCGACUCUUCCGCCCCCAACAACAUCACCGCGCAGCUCGGCACGCACGCCUACCUGCCUUGCAAGGUGCGACAGUUGAGUAACAAAUCAGUGUCAUGGAUCCGGCGACGCGAUGCCCACAUCCUCACGGUGGACCGCUUCACGUUCAUCGCGGACGAGCGCUUCCAGGCCUUCUUGGUCGAAGCUACGGACACGUGGACGUUACAGGUUAAAUAUGUGCAAGCCCGAGAUGCUGGGGUGUACGAGUGUCAGGUUGGAACAGAGCCUAAGAUGAGCCACUUCGUACAACUCAACGUUGUCGUGCCAAAAAUCGAGAUCGUAGGCGAGUCAGACUUGUACGUGAAGGCCGGCAGCACGGUGAGCCUCAAGUGCGUGAUCACGCAGGCGCUGGAGGAGCCAGCCUACAUCUUUUGGUACCACAACGACGAACGCGUCCUCAACUACGAUAGAAGCCUCGUGGAGAUCCGCAUGGAGCGUCUCGCGCCUGACACUACGAUCGGAAAUUUGAUAAUAUAUAAUCCUCGACGAGAAGACUCCGGCAACUACUCGUGCUCGCCCUCAAACCUCGACUCUGCCUCCGUGGUGCUGCACGUGCUCAGUGGGGAGCAGCCCGCAGCGAUGCAGCAUGGCAACGCCGCGACGUCGCCGGCGCCGCGCCUCGCGCGCCUCGCGCUGUUGCUCGCGCUCGCGCUACUGCUGCCGUCAGUACUCGCUCAUAUUUCAGAAAUUGCUAUGCCACGACGAGGACUCGCCCAAAUAGCGCUCGCCGCUCGCCCGGCCGCCGCCGCCGCCGCCGCCGCAGCGACGCCUGUAGAGUGUGCACUCGUCGGCGCGCUCGCGGCCGCCUGCGGUCGACGACGGGCGCUCGCGACUGCGCCGGAC